AUGACCAUGGAACGUACUCGGAAGAUCGCUGUGUCCGUGGAUUGCGGAACUACUCAUACGAGUGUUGCAUGGAUUCAUCCCGACUCUACGAAUGUGAGAUUUAUCGACACUUGGCCCGGAACGCAGACCCGUUCGACGCGUGUCCCGACCCGCAUCGCCUACAGUUUCAAGAAGCGAGUCCUCCAAAACGCGGCAUGGGGAUACAUGAUUACCGAAGAUCAUGUAACUUCUUCCUGGGUUAAGCUCCUCUUAGAACCUGAAGUAACGGAAAAGAUCAUCGCCGAUGACAACGAGCAGUGGAAAGAUUCCGUGGGAAUCUUCCACCGGCCUGGAGGCAGGGACCCUACCAGUAUCAUUAGAGACUUCCUGGACCGCCUCAGGAAAUACUCGGAAACUCACAUUAAGAGAAAAUGCAAUGACAACAACCUUGGGAUAUUGCCAUUUGCAUACAUUCUGACUGUACCGGCGACAUGGUCGGAAGUAGCUAUAAGCUCCAUGAAGAAAGCCGCCCGGGCAGCAGGUUUUCGCGGAAUUGCUGGAGACGACCCUCUCGUCCUCUCUGAGCCAGAAGCAGCACUGACAACAAUGUUAUGUGAUCAGUUGAUUCCCAUUCAGGCGGGAGAUGGAGUCGUUGUCUGUGACUGUGGAGGUGGAACGCUUGAUAUUGGCACCUACGUCAUCCACCAGAAAGAGAUUGGGGACUACAGAACUGUAAGCAACUACACAGAUCCUUCGGGGGGUAGCACUAUGAUAGACCGGGAAUUUUACGCUGUCGCGUCUGAUGAUUUGAAGUAG
This is a messenger RNA of Aspergillus tubingensis, 795 nucleotides long. Its product is annotated as Hsp70 family protein. The record is from RefSeq and is a predicted model, not a curated record. Bases 1 to 795 code for a protein of 264 amino acids. The transcript has 5 exons. NCBI's taxonomy places the organism in Eukaryota, Fungi, Ascomycota, Eurotiomycetes, Eurotiales, Aspergillaceae.